CAUCUGUCAAUAACAAUGCAAUGCAGUGACGUUUCGCAUUGUAAAAAUUAGCGAAUUCGAAUCUACCUUGUUUCUAAAAUGAAUUAUCAAAGUUCUGAUUUAGUGGUGAAAUAAUGUUAUAGAACACAGUUCCUUCAUUCAACCAGGAUUGUAACUUAAAAGCAAAAUGACUACAAAAGAGCUUUACACGAAGGGGGCCCGGAUAUGGGUGGAACACCCCGAGAAAGUCUGGGAGAGUGCAACGGUCACUGCAGACUACCGCUCCGGAGUCCUUAUUGCCAAGUUAGACCAGACUGGCGAGAUACGACAAAUCAAGAUAAAAGAUGAGAACCAAAUGCCCCCCUUGCGGAACCCCUCACUCCUUAUCGGGCAGAAUGACCUUACAUCGCUGUCAUAUCUUCACGAGCCUGCUGUACUCCACAAUCUUAGAGUCAGAUUCUGCGAUCGCAACGCCAUCUACACAUACUGCGGUAUCGUGCUGGUCGCUAUCAACUCUUACAACGAAUUGCCUAUUUACGGUGAUGAAACCAUCAACGCGUACCGCGGUCAGUCCAUGGGAGACCUGGAUCCUCACAUUUUUGCCGUUUCGGAGGAGGCCUACACCAAGCUUGAGAGAGAGCGGCGAGAUCAGAGUAUCAUAGUGAGCGGCGAAUCAGGAGCCGGCAAAACUGUGUCAGCGAAGUACGCAAUGCGUUACUUUGCGGCCGUGGGCGGGAAUACCAGUGAGACGCAGGUCGAGCGGAAAGUGCUCGCUUCCAGUCCUAUCAUGGAGGCCAUCGGCAACGCUAAAACGACUCGCAAUGACAACUCGUCCCGCUUCGGAAAAUUCAUUGAGAUUCAUUUCGAUGAGCUAUACCGGAUAUCCGGUGCUAGUAUGAGGACUUACUUGCUCGAGAAAAGUAGAGUGGUGUAUCAAAGUUCAGGAGAGAGGAAUUACCACGUGUUCUACCAACUGUGCGCCGCGGCGCACAGUAUGCCCGAACUGCAACUAGACCACCAAGACUCGUUCCACUACUUAAACCAAGGCGGCAGUCCCGACAUAGAUGGCGUCGACGACCUGAGAGCAUUCAACGAGACGAAAAACGCACUUACCACCUUAGGUGUGUCAGAAACGGAACAACAGAACAUGUUCACCAUACUAGCCUGUAUCCUCCAUCUUGGCAAUAUUGAGCUCACGUGCGAGCCAGAUUCGGGGGAUGUGGAAGAAGAUGGAGCUUAUAUCGAUCCGAACGACAAGCACCUACAGAUCGUCUGCUCGCUUCUCGGGGUGGCGAAGCCGGAGCUAAGUCGGUGGCUGACGCAUCGGCGCAUCGCUUCAGCACACGAGGUGAUUGUGUCCCGGAUGGACACACAUCGCGCCGCAUUCGCUCGCGACGCGCUCGCGAAGAGAAUGUACGGCGAGCUGUUCGCUUGGCUCGUCAAGUGUGUGAACCGCGCGCUCGAGACCGAACAGAACAAGAGCCAUUUUAUUGGUGUAUUGGACAUCUACGGGUUCGAAACGUUCGAGAUCAACUCAUUCGAACAAUUCUGCAUCAACUACGCCAACGAGAAGUUGCAGCAACAAUUCAACUCGCACGUCUUCAAGUUAGAGCAAGAUGAAUAUAUCAAAGAAGAAAUAUCAUGGAAGAUGAUCGACUUCUACGACAACCAGCCUUGUAUAGAUUUAAUAGAGGACCGUCUCGGAGUCCUAGCGCUGCUGGACGAGCAGUGCCGCGUGCCGCAGGGUUCCGAUCAGGGCUUCGUGGCCAAACUGCAUGAGAGCUGCCACAAGUACCCGCACUUCAUGAAGCCCAGAUUUGGGAACCAAGCAUUCAUAAUAAAGCACUUCGCCGACAACGUCGAAUACCAGUGCGGAGGUUUUCUAGAAAAAAACCGGGACACAGUAUCAGAAGAGCAGUUAGAAUGCAUUAAGUCAGCUACCAGUUGCAGACUCGUCCACGUCAUGUUUGACUCCGACCGGGCGCCGGACGCGAGCGCCACCGCCACGCUGCCGCCGCCGUCGCGGCGUCGCACCACGCCCGCUGUGCCGCUCACUAGUCUUACGCAACCGCCACGUCGAGCGUCCGGCCAGAAGCAAACGGUCGGCGCCCAGUUCCGGGCGUCCCUCUCAGCUCUCAUGGCGACCUUGUCCGCCACCACUCCACACUACGUGCGCUGUAUCAAACCCAACGACACGAAACAGCCCUUCCAGUUCCACCCCGCCAGGGCCGUCAACCAACUCCGGGCAUGCGGUGUGUUGGAGACUAUAAGGAUUUCAGCGGCCGGUUUCCCGUCCCGGUGGUUGUAUCAAGACUUCUUUAACAGCCUGGGCGGGUCGCUAGUGGCGUACUUAGAAAAGAUCCGCGCCGACAUACAGCGUUUGUACUGCGUGCGCGUCCAAAGCUGCGUGCGUCGGUUCGUGGCAAGGCGCAAAUAUUUACGCCUUACACGCGCCUUGCGUGGGUUGCAGGCUCACUGCCGAGGCUUCCUCGCUAGACGCAAAGCGCAAGAAAUCCGCCGCACGCGGGCCGCGAUCAAGAUCCAACGGUACCUGCGCGGCUGGCUGGCGCGCCGUCACUACCAGAGGCUUCGUCGCCUGGCCGUGGGGCUCCAGGCCCACGCCAGGGGGUACCUGGCCCGCAGGCUGUAUAGAGACGCUCGCAGGGUCAAAGCGGCUUUGACGAUCCAACGCUACGCUCGCGGCUACCUCGCGAGGAAGCGUGUAAAGGCGAUCAGACGUGGCAUUAUAAUAGCGCAAGCUGCGGUUCGCCGCUUCCUCGCCCGCCGCCUGUACAAGCGUCUCCGCAUCGAAGCCAGGAGCCUGGACCACGUCAAGACCCUGAACAAGGGGCUGGAGAACAAGAUCAUCAGCCUCCAGCAGAAGUUGGGAGAAGCGCAGCAGAAGACCAGGGCCCUGGAGCCGUUGGUGACGCAGCUCGCUGAAGCCAGAGCAAAACUGGAACUCCUGCGUCUAGUAGAAAUCGAGGCAAAGACUCUCAAAGUGUCUAUCGAAGACAAGGACAGCAUCAUAGCAUCCCUGCAGGCUGAGUUAGCGAGCGAGCGAGAUAGCAACAAGCGGCUUAUAGAGGAGAAGAAAGAGAUAGAGAAGACGUAUAAGAUAGAGAGGGAGACGUGGGAGGGAGAGAGCGAGAAGUUGGCUAAUGAGUUGAAGAGUAAGAAGGAACAGUUCGACUUGGCCAUUGAAGGUAAGUUCGUUCCUGGCGAGCCUACCGUAGCUUCAUUGGAUACUGAAUCUCCGAAUGUUCCCGACAAUGAUUUGAACGAAGACAGUCAGUUUGAUGAUAGUCCACCAAAAGUUCCAUUAUGGUCGAAGGAGUUUGAGAGUAGAGCUCAAUUCUGGAAAGAACGAGACAAACAGCACGAACAGGAAAAGAACGCGCUCAGCGCUGAGUUGGAAGCAGAAAGGCAGAGCAGACAGAAGCUGCUCACGACGCAGUAUGAGCUACAGGAGAGAUUGGACUCUCUACAGCGGGCACCCACGACGAAGGAACACCGGCGAUCUCUAUCCGAUGCUAGCAACAACUCACAACAGGAGACGACGGUUGAAGAUGACUUCGGUUACGGGUCGGUGCGUUCCGUGGAAAACACUCGCCCCGCUCUUGAAGCCGUCAACUGGUCCGCCGGCGCCCACAACGGACCUAUGCCGAUCGCGGACGCUGGGCUGGUACUGCGCAUGCAGAACCGUAUAUCCGCUCUGCAGAGCGAACUAUCGCGGACCACCAAACGGGCGAACGACUUGGAAGAGAGGCUCAUGAAUCGGCUGUCAUCACCCCCCACCAACCCCAACCUGGAUCGCUUCAAAGUGGAAGAACUCGAGAUUGAAAAUAAGAAGCUUCGGGAACAUCUGGAACGUCUACGGUCAGCUGGCGAUACCACUCUACUCACCAAGGAAGUUAUAGAUCAACUUGGAAUUAUGCAGAAAGAGCUGGACAGGCGUCGAGACGAGUGCAUACAACUGAAGAGCGUGCUUACCAACACCAAACCACAGUGGUUCCAAACUCUGAAAAAUGUCACGGUGAACUUGAAGUCGCUCACGACGUCCAGCUACGGGUCCGACGUGGAUAUCGUCAACGAGGAUGGCGAGUUGGCUACGGCUUAUGAGACGCAGAAGGGUAUUAACAGGCAAUUGCAAGAAGAGCUUAUGGCCGAGAAGAAGUUCUAUUCGGAUCACAUAUCGAAGACGAAGGCCGAAAUCGACCGGCUGCGAGAGGAGAAUGAGAAAUAUCAGAAGUUGUUGAGCGUUGAACUGAGUCAAGAGCCGAAGAACAAGCAGCAAGAAUUCGCUCAGAAUGAGAUCAUCAAAUUGGCGGCUGAGAGUCUGGCGUUGCAGGAACGCGUAGACAAACUGUCAGAGAGCUGCCGUCGCUACAAGAACCAGAUACGUCUGCUAGUCAACAAGUUACGCGAGGCGGGCAUAGAAGACGUUAGCGAUAUAUUGGAGAGCAAUGAUGCCGUGGUGCCACAGAACGCGUCUCUCGCUCCCGAGAUAGCGCCCGUCUCGCGUAAGAAAGAGAGGGAGUAUCUCGGCAUGUUCGAGUAUAAGAUACAGGACGAGGGCAAGAUUAUUAAGAAACUUAUUACAGAUUUGAAGCCGCGGACAGCCGUAACCCUACUUCCUGGGCUACCAGCUUACAUCAUUUUCAUGAUGCUGCGUCACAUGGACCAUGUGGACGAUGAGCCUAAGAUGCAUCAGCUCCUGAAAGCCGUCAGGAUCGGAGUCAAGAAGACGCUCAGAAAACGAGCAGAUAGUGUGGAGUAUAGUGCUCUUUGGCUAGCGAAUAUGCUAAGACUCCUAAACAACUUGCGCCAAUAUAGCGGAGACGCGGUCUAUCAAAAAGAGAACACGCCUCGUCAGAACCAGCAGUGUCUUCGCAUUUUCGAUUUGUCAGAAUACCGUCAGCUGCUGAGUGAUACUGCUGUGCAGAUCUACCAAGGUGUCAUCACACUGCUGGAGAGGCAGGUGGAGCGGUUGAUCGUCGGCGCCAUAUUGGAAUACGAGGAGAUCAGCGGACUGUCGGGCCCCGCGCGCGCGCCGCCGUCGCCGCCGGGCGCGGGCCCGGCGCGCCUGAAGCAGGAACUCAGCGCUGCGCACGACCACCUUCACACCUACCACGUUGACGCUUCUCUACGCGUCAUGAUCUUCAAACAGCUGUUCUACUACAUCUGCGCGUACAGCUUGAACCAGCUACUCCUGCGCAAAGACCUGUGCUGCUGGGCCAAGGGGCUGCAGAUCAGAUACAACAUCUCACACCUGGAGAACUGGAUCAAGGAACAACUGGCUGAGUACGGCCAGAAGAGCGUGGACGAAAUCUUGAGCGUACUGAAACCUAUAACACAAGCUGUACAACUCCUGCAAGCAAGGAAGUCCUUGGCCGAUGUACAGAGCACAGUCGAUAUGUGCUCCAACCUCACCGCUAUGCAAGUCUGCAAGAUCCUGAACAUGUACACUCCUGCCGAGGAUUAUGAAGUGAAGGUCACCCGAGAGUUCAUACACGAGAUACAGAAGAAAAUGCAGGAGAAGGCGGGACCCAACGCGGACAAGGAACCGCAAAACCUUCUGAUGGAUUCGAAGAUGAUCUUCUCGGUUCAGUUCCCGUUCAACCCUUCCUCCAUCCGGCUGGAAGACAUCGAGCUGCCCGAAGUUCUGGGCCUCGAGGGGCUGCUCACCAAGAUAUAAACGGGUUAGAUUAGAUGCAACCAGCCUUUACAAAGGCAUUUUAAAAUCAAAACCACUAGCUGAACACAAAAUAACCCAGUGGCUUUUAAUAAGGCAUUUUAUAGCCAGAACAUAAUUUACAGUAAAAUUUUUUAGGUGGACCUAAAAUAACCCAGUCGGCUUUAUAAAGGCAGUUAACAGUUUAUAGC
Messenger RNA from Leguminivora glycinivorella, 5865 nucleotides. RefSeq names its product unconventional myosin-Va (gene didum). Gene Ontology annotation, cellular component: myosin complex; cytoplasm; vesicle. The record is from RefSeq and is a predicted model, not a curated record. Lineage: Eukaryota; Metazoa; Arthropoda; Insecta; Lepidoptera; Tortricidae. The coding region runs from base 167 to 5677 and encodes 1836 amino acids. Gene Ontology annotation, molecular function: microfilament motor activity; ATP binding; actin filament binding. Gene Ontology annotation, biological process: vesicle transport along actin filament; actin filament organization. The transcript is spliced from 44 exons.